This is a messenger RNA of Melopsittacus undulatus (budgerigar), 668 nucleotides long. RefSeq names its product mitochondrial ribosomal protein L27 (gene MRPL27). NCBI's taxonomy places the organism in Eukaryota, Metazoa, Chordata, Aves, Psittaciformes, Psittaculidae. The transcript has 4 exons. Gene Ontology annotation, biological process: translation. Gene Ontology annotation, cellular component: ribosome; mitochondrial large ribosomal subunit. Bases 27 to 446 code for a protein of 139 amino acids. The record is from RefSeq and is a predicted model, not a curated record. Gene Ontology annotation, molecular function: structural constituent of ribosome.
ACGGGAAGAAGACGGUGCUAGACAAAAUGGCGGCGCUGCGGAGGUUAUUUCUAACAACUCCCCAGCCAAGCCUGGUUGCCAUCAGAUGUGCUUCUAAGAAAAGUGGGGGCAGCUCAAAGAAUCUGGGUGGCCGCAGCCCUGGGAAGCGCUAUGGGUUCAAGAAAACAGAAGGUACCUUUGUGCAUGCAGGGAACAUUUUGGCUACACAGCGGUUGAUACGCUGGCAUCCAGGUGCUCAUGUGGGGAUGGGCCGUAACAAGACACUUUACGCCCUGGAGGAUGGGAUUGUGAGAUACACCAAAGAGGUCUACAUCCCUCUGCCCCGAAGCAGUGAGAGCAGAGAAGUGAUCUGUCGGCUACCCAAAGGAGCACUUCUUUAUAAAACCUUUAUCAGUGUUAUCCCUACCACAGAAGUAGGAGAAUUUAAACUGGUCACCAUGCUCUGAGCCGUCACACAGGGAUGGAUGGGAAGGAGUGACUGGGACAGACCACUACAGCUGCACGGACAUCAGCGAACAAGAAUAUCCUAGCUCUGAAGGUACCGGUUUAGGACUUUGUUUUCUUGCUCCUAAAGCACACAUGGGCAGUGCUCAGGCACUGGGAUCACCUGCAGGCAUUUCUAAGAGUGUGUAAUAAAUGCUGUGGGGCUGCUGAAGGCCUUGGCUGUU